Messenger RNA from Cuscuta epithymum, 1622 nucleotides. NCBI's taxonomy places the organism in Eukaryota, Viridiplantae, Streptophyta, Magnoliopsida, Solanales, Convolvulaceae. The record is from the annotation of a GenBank genome assembly.
GCGCUUUGAAGCUUUUUAGAACGCGGGUUUGUUGUUGGAAAAUUUUAGGAGAUGAGAAUAUCACGGUUUAAGAGGUUGUUUUCUCUGUCUCGCUUCUUUCCCGAUGAUCCUCCUGCUAGUUACAUCCAACGAACAUUGUUUCGGCUCCCAUUUCCGGAGGAGGGGGGCUGUAUUUCGAGGCGUAAGAGGGAAUGCAGUCCAAAGGAGAAGAGAGACUGCAGUUUCCCAAAAGAGCCCAUUUCAAGGACUACAUUAAGGCGAAAGCCAAGCUUAAUGGAGCAAGUUUAUGAGUCCAUACCGAGAUAUCCUGAAACCUCAAAGAAUCUGAUAAAGGUGGAAGAAGGCAUGGUUGUGGACGCUGGCUCUAUUCUAUCCAUGUUCCCUAUGGAGAUGAGAAGGCGUGUCCGUGACAGUAAAUACCUUAUUGUGUAUUGUUUCAUGGCACCAAUACUUUUUGAUGAUUGUCAGUCGAGGUCUAUUGGGAGUUUUGUUUCUGUAAGUUCAGAGUUGCGCACUCUGUAUGGUUCUGACAUUGAGAUGAUACUGGUUGCUAAGAUGAGACAAAAGUGGAGCAAGGAUAAGGCUAGCUUCGACCACUUCUUCUCUGGUUUCCCUUCCUUCUCCAAUGUCAUUCCAUUCUCAAACACGACUGCUCAUGAUCAUAUAUGUUUGCAACUUGGUUUGAACUCUUACUUCCCCAUAUAUCUCCUCCUUGAACGUUUCUCUGCAUCUACAAAUUACUUUUACAGGGGCUUGAGGCACCGUGCUCUUAAAGAUUUUGACUAUUACGGGGCCGGUUUGUUUCCCUUCACUCAAGACAUUCUCGAAAACUGGCGUAUAUUCCGUGGAUCCGUGUAUAGGAAGUUCCCUCCUGAUCUUGACAAACUUUUGGGUUGCAAGUCCUCUGAAUUGCAAGUCUGUAAGUUUUCCACACUUACGGGUGGUGGAUGAGGAGCCGGAGCUGAGUCGAUGGCAUUAUCAGGGUUAAGAGGUAAGGUUAUGGGGCUGUACUUGUGCUCUAAUGGGUCUAUAAUUCCAGAUAUUGAUAUGGUCUGUAGACAAUGUAGGGAGAGAGGCUUUGAGUUUGAGGUAACUGUGACAUUAUAAGAGUGUAAGUGGCACAACUUCGUGGGAGGAUUGUUCUCGUUCAGUUUGGCACCAAUAACAUUUCUUUUGAGUUUUUAAACAAUUAUUAUGCUCACAUAAAGGGUGCAUAUCCUAGCAUCGAAAUUGUCCUGGUUCAUUUACACCCUGAAGAGGCAACAAAGUUUGACGUUGGUGCAUUUGAUUUGCCAUGGUUGGUGUGCCCUUUUGAGUCAGAUCACUCAACUUCCUUAUCCAAGGUAUUCGGGUGUGGUUUCCCAAUCCUCAUUGCUUUUGACAAAGAUGGUCGUGUUUGUUCAUAUCAUGGAGUUCAAGAACAAUUAAUGUCAAACAAUGUUGACGCUUUUCCUUUCGAUGGCAAUCUACGCCAGGGAGUCGUAGCUUUAUUGGCUGAUAAUAGUUAUAAUAAUGUUCCAUGAACUUGUACUGACUAGUAAUUAUAAUCGUGAUGAGUAUAAUUGGAGGUGGUAAUUGGUUUAUUUAAAGACAUUGUUUUUAUGUUACUCUUUUCAAUGACA